This is a messenger RNA of Elaeis guineensis (African oil palm), 2267 nucleotides long. Lineage: Eukaryota; Viridiplantae; Streptophyta; Magnoliopsida; Arecales; Arecaceae. The record is from RefSeq and is a predicted model, not a curated record.
GCCCCUUAUCUAGUUUACGUAGACCUCCGCAAGAACGAAGAGAAAAAGGCGGCGGGCCGCAUUGUUCCCUCUGCGCGUCGAGAGCAGCCGCGCGGAACCUGCUCGAAGGAAUGCUAAUAUGACGAGCUUGGGUCUGCAAAGUGUUAUCCACCUUGGAGCUUUACCCCUCGGUAGAAACAGCCGCUGGCUGCUCCCCCGCUGCAAAAGAUGUCACAGUUCGUUUCCUUCCAUGAGGAGCGCCCAAGAAACAAACGAACAAUUAUUGGUGGUGGUGGGUGGUGGUGCAGCUGGUAUUUAUGCUUCAAUAAGAGCAAAAAACAUAGCGGCUCAUCUAAAUGUGAUGGUCAUUGAAAAGGGGAAGCUUUUAUCAAAGGUUAAAAUUUCCGGUGGAGGUCGGUGCAAUGUGACAAAUGGGCAUUUUGUUGACUCAAUGAGAUUGACAGAAAAUUAUCCUAGGGGAAACAGAGAACUGCGGGGGUCUUUCUUUAAUAUCCAUGGUCCACAGGACACCAUGUGCUGGUUCUCUGAUCAUGGUGUCCAGCUUAAGACAGAAGAAGAUGGAAGAGUUUUUCCUGUUAGCAAUACCUCGGCCUCUAUAGUGGACUGCCUUCUUAGUGAAGCAAAUAGGAGUGGAGUUUCACUGCAGACAGGAAAAGUGGUUUCAGGUGCAUCCAUUGUUGAUAAUGGUAAGUUCCUUUUGAAGGUUGAGAAACGUACAGUUGAUUUUGUUGAAUAUAUUCAGGCUGAUUACAUAUUAGUUGCCACUGGGAGCAGCAGGCAGGGUUACGCAAUUGCUGUCCAGCUUGGUCAUUCCAUUGUAGACCCAGUGCCCAGCUUAUUCACAUUCAAAAUUGAGGAUAUACAACUGGCAAGUUUGUCUGGGGUUGCAUUUCCAAGAGUUAAAGCAAAGUUAAAGUUAGAAACAUCCCACAGAAAUAUACCUGAAUUUACCCAGGUUGGGCCUAUGUUAGUGACUCAUUGGGGUCUCAGCGGUCCUGUGAUUCUUCGGUUAUCUGCUUGGGCAGCACGCGAACUGUUCCUUUCCAAUUACACAGGAAUGCUUUUUGUAGACUUUACUCCUGAUAUUCGUAUAGAUGAUCUGAAGCAUAUCCUCUUUCAGCACAAGGCUCAGCUUGCGAAGCAUAAGGCAAGCAAUUCAUUUCCUUCACAAUUCGGUUUGGUGAAAAGAUUUUGGAGAUAUUUAUUGGAACGCGAGGGUUUAGAUGGAGAUAUAUUAUGGGCUUCCAUAUCAAAUAACCACUUAAAUUCACUAGCUCUUCUGCUAAAGCAAUGCCCAUUUAAGGUUGUUGGAAAGGGUCAUUUUAAAGAUGAAUUUGUCACUGCUGGUGGUGUCCCACUUUCGGAGGUUCAUAUUUUUCUUAAUAUAUCACUUGACACCAUGGAGAGCAAGAUAAGACCAAAUCUUUUCUUUGCAGGAGAGGUACUGAAUAUUGAUGGAAUUACCGGUGGAUUCAACUUUCAGAAUGCCUGGACUGGUGGAUACAUUGCUGGGACAAACAUUGGUGAACGAGCUUCAAGUUAUCUCCUGAAAAAGAAAAUGUUGUGAUCAAAACUUGACUCAAGUUGAAACAAAAAAGCUACUUCAGAUAAUUGGCAUACAUUAACCAAGUCAAAGGAGACCAGCACAAGGUGCUUGUAUCAGUGAAGACAAAAGAAAAGGAAAAUGAUGGGGAUCUUCUUCUCAUUGUUGCUCGUCCAUUGAAUCAAAGAAGCAUCUAUUUGCAAGUGAUGGAUGAUUUUCUAACAGAAAUAGCAUACCUGAGUGUCAUUAUUAUCACAAUCAUAAGUCAGCUUAUGGAGUGGAUAAUGAUUUUAUCUCAACCCAAUUAUUACAAAGGUUUGCUGGAGUGAUGUUCUUUUUGCAUGCGCUGUAGACCAUAAGUUUCAUGCCAGUAGCCCUUGGAAAAUUUGGAUGAAUUGAGUUUGAUUCUUUAGUGGAUAGUGGAAGUUAGUUUGGAGCUGCAAACAAUUUGUUUCAGAAUGGGUUCCCCAAGAAAGCACAAUCCCCAUUCUAAUAACAUCCCAAGAGGACCAGACCUUCAGUCAAAAUGAACGCUACUGCUCGUUUAUGGUCAUGUGAUUCUUUUUUAAUCUUUCUGUAGGCCAAGUGUUCUGGUUGCCUGAUUUGAUUGGAAAUUGCAGCUUCAUGAAGCGAAUUAGUUCAUGUAUCUUUUUAAAGACUUCUCUUUUUGAGGAAAGACUACAUUUUUUAAAGACUAUAUGGAGAUUUAAUAUGCUUGCACUGA